AUGGCGUUUCUCAGCCAACUCUCAGGUCACCUGCAGACACUCAAGGAGAAGACAGCCACGAUGGUUGAAGGAGCGCCAGCGGUCGGGGCUCAUCUGCAGUCACUGAAGGACGGUGCACCAAAGUUGAUCGAAAGUGCGUUGAAUGCCAAAAACGGAUUUCUUAAUAAGGUAAAACUCGACUCGCUUGGCAAAGUGCUACAUGUAUCUGGUUUGGGUCGUUACCCUUCACCAAUUGACAUCGUACCGGUUAUCACAUCCUUCGGAGAACAUCUUCAGAAUGCUGAGUUCAGGUAA
This is a messenger RNA of Cooperia oncophora, 294 nucleotides long. Lineage: Eukaryota; Metazoa; Nematoda; Chromadorea; Rhabditida; Trichostrongylidae. The record is from the annotation of a GenBank genome assembly.